CAGCUAGUUUUGCUAUGAGGAAGAAUGCUCUUGAGAUUGCUGAAAUCAAAGAACAGGAAAGGGUUCAAGAAAAGACAACUGAUGGAGUCUCUAGCAUUGGUUCAACAAGGGUGAAGCAUAAAUUCAUUCCAAAGCUAGGUAAUCCAGGAAAAUUCUCCAUCUCAUGCUCUCUUGGAAGUUUGAAAGUGGACAAUGCUUUGUGUGAUUCUGGAUCAAGCAUCAGUGUAAUGUCUUUAGAUAUGGUGGAGAGACUAGGGAUCAAGACUCUAAAGCAUCACCCUAUAUCAAUUACCUUUGGAUAUUCAUUUUCAAAGAAGUCAUAUGGAAUCCUUGAAGAUUACCCACUAAAGAUUGGUGAAUGCAUAGUUCCAACUGAUUUUGUGGUAAUGAAGAUGAAGAAGACCAAAGAGCUUCCUCUCUUGCAUGGAACUCCUUUUCUAAACACCACAGGAGCAAAGAUUGACUUUGAUACUCAAAGAGUGGUGUUUACAAAGGUAGAUGAUGAAGUUUUCUAUCCUCUUAAGCCUCCUCUUGUUGGGUUUUGUAGAGUUGUAUCUGAAGAUGUUGAUGAGUUCAAAGACUAUAAGAUGAAGUAUGUGGGGAGUAUUGGAACUAUAGAGGAAGCUCAACCCCUUACAGAUGUUGACAAGAAGAAAGAAUCCCUAAUAAGACCUGAUCUUGAGUUUGAAGGAGAUUUCUUUAGUGAUGAUGAAGCUUGCUUGGAAUCUCUAUCUCCUACACCAAGUGAGAAAGAGCUCAGCAACAACAAAGGCAAAGGUUCAAGCUCCCAAUACAAGAGCCCAACAAGCACCAAACCAUUAUCUCUUGGAUCUUCUUCUAAAGUCUUAACUCUCACUCCAUGGAAGUUUUAUUGGUGGAACUGUAGAUUACAAGGUUCAAAGCAAUGGAGGAUCAAGACUAUUUGCUAAGGUCAGGGCAAUCCUCACACCAGAAUUCAAGGACAAAAGCUCAGCUGGUGUUCGAGAGCUGAUGAACAAGGUCCUUACACUUGAGAUCAUGGAAAAGACAAGGAGCAUCAAUGCUCCUCCUCCCCCUCAUUAAAAAGAGUGUGUAUAGGUGUUAAAGAAGUUUAACAAAGGGGAAUGAGGCCAAAGAAAUGGGAAAAGAGGAGUAGCAUCAAAGUUCAAAACCGUUCAACUUCACUCCGGCCACAACAUUGGCCAAAACUUACUCCAGAGUGGAGCUUUUGCUUAAGGAAAAGCUUACUCCGGAAUGUACACCGGCCAAAUGCACCCCAAAGUAAAGCUAACCUCAAAACGUGGUGUUUUACACCGGCCAAUACCUCGGGGAAAAGCAACCUUGUGUAAACUCCACCUCAAAAUGCGAUGUUUUACACCGAGUUCAACAUAGGGGAAAGGAACC
Messenger RNA from Eutrema salsugineum, 1383 nucleotides. RefSeq lists its product as uncharacterized. The record is from RefSeq and is a predicted model, not a curated record. Lineage: Eukaryota; Viridiplantae; Streptophyta; Magnoliopsida; Brassicales; Brassicaceae. Bases 15 to 929 code for a protein of 304 amino acids. The transcript is spliced from 2 exons.